Emiliania huxleyi CCMP1516 is the source of this 1002-nucleotide messenger RNA. RefSeq lists its product as hypothetical. The transcript has 3 exons. Bases 1 to 1002 code for a protein of 333 amino acids. Lineage: Eukaryota; Haptophyta; Isochrysidales; Noelaerhabdaceae. Gene Ontology annotation, molecular function: 3'-5'-RNA exonuclease activity. The record is from RefSeq and is a predicted model, not a curated record.
AUGGCCAUCUUCCGCCUCCUCGCCGCGUCGGCUCCGGCGCCACGCCUGUCCGUCCUCACCUACAACGUCUUUUGCGGCCCUCCCACCCCGACGCCGCUGGCUGGCACGCUCGACGGCUCGGCGCGGCUGGCUGGCCAGAUCAGCAAGCUGCGGGAGCUGGCGCCAGACGUCAUCUGCCUUCAGGAGGUCGUCUCGGACGGCGUGCGGGAGCGGUACGCGCACGCGCUCUCCGACAUGUACGACGCAUCCUUCGUGCUCACUGCCGACGAGUUCCGCUGCCGCGCCGGGCGCAUGAUGCGGCUGGCGCUCGACCAUGUCGGCCCGCAGACCACGAUCGGCGGCUUCCUGCUCGGCUCGGUCCAGUCUGGCCUGAUGAUCCUGCACAAGCGGGCGACGCUGGAGCGGGACGGCCUCGCGACCGCCUUCCCCUUUGAGGACCAGGCGGGCGACCUGCUCAACCGUUUCCGGCCUCGCGGCGCCCUCGCCGUCCCGCUGCGGCUCCGGGGCGACGGCUCUCGGCUCCUCGUCGUCAACACGCACGCCAACGCGGAGAGCGGGGACCAACUCUUCGACCUCUCGCGGCUCCUCUCGGGCGCAGGCAUCAGCUCCAUCCCUUGCACCUCUGUGCACCGCAAGACGCAGCUUCAGCAGCUCUUCCUCGAGGCGAGCCGGCUGGCGGGGGCGCGCGGCGCGCGCGCGCUCCUUUGCGGCGACCUGAACAGCUCGCCCGAGCUCGGCACCCGCAACCCGCUAGUGAGGGAGGGCUGGCUUUCGCCGGGCGACGGCGCCGCCACGCGUCUCGACUACAUCUUCUGCGGCGAGGGCCACUGGCUGUCGGACCACUUCGGCGUCAUGACCACCUUUGAGGCUGCGCCGUUCGCGGCAGGCGAGGGUCGCCCCGCCCCUCUGGGCUGCCCCGCCACGGGCAGGUCGCCCGCCGCCACCGGCCAGCGCCUCGCUGGCCAGCGCAGCCUCCUCGAGGACACGCCCUUCUCCGCGUGA